AUGUCUUACAAAACAAAAGCUAGAAGAAAAAAGAACAUUGGUAAAUCUAGUUAUCCGGAGUCAAACAAUAAUAGUCGAACGCUAAUUAUUUCAAUAGAAGACGCGUGCACUACUCAAUCAAGUACAUGCACUACAAAUCAUAAUCAAAAUAUUUUAGAUGAUAACGAAGAGUUAGGUUCAUGUGUUAUCGCACAAAGCCCUGAUGAAAAGCUAUUGGUCAAAUAUAACAAAACAAGUGGAAAAUUGGUCUUUUGGUCGAUAAAUGACUGCGGUGCUAUUUCAAUGCAAGAUGAAAUCGCAAUUCCUUUACCUCAGCCUAACAGCCAAAAUAAUAAUGGAUCACACGAAUAUUCAUUGGCUAUUUCAAACACCAUCGAUAAUACAACAUACAUUCUACUUUCAUACUUUGAAAAAAGUAAAAUUCUAUACGAUUAUGAAUUUAAUAAAAAGACAGUAUCGCAAAUUAAAUUCAAUUCAGCAUCAACUCCCGAAGAUCAACUAUUCGAAGAUAUAGAAAUCAAUAAAACAUAUUGUAUAGCAAUAAAAAACUCUGAAACUAAAGAAGCUUAUGCUUUUCAAUUCUCUGGCGUAGUGAAGAUAUUUAAAAACUUGGAUACAGUUAUAUUAAAUGGAAAUGGAUUUGUUCGCUUCAAUCUUAAAGAACUUGAGAAAACCACUGGAUGGUUUCAAAGAUUUAUCUCUGGGGACCUUUUUCGUUUCAAUCUCAAAAGUCAUAAAAAAUUAGAUCACAUUAUCAAAGGAGUUCAAAGAUUCGAUACUGGCGUAUUUAUUCGUUCCAAUUUCGAAAAACAUUCGUUAAAAUCCAAUGAAUUCCAUAUCUAUCCGUUACCAUUAGAAAUGGAUAUAAAAUAUAUAAAACAUGAAAAGGAUCCGGAUCAAGUUAUCAGAAGAUUAAACAAUUUAGUUUUAAAUGGAUAUUUCUUUUCAGUGAAUAGUGAAAAUAAGAUUUCAAUGUAUUCACUUAAAACUGGCAAUGAAAAAAUGCAAUUUAGUCCAUAUCAAGAGAACUUUAACCUUCAACCAAUUAGAAAUGUAUUGAUUGCUAUGUCUCGCGAUAAACGAUUGCUUGCCGCUACUUUCAAUGAUACUAUCCAUCUAUUUCUAAUUGAAAAUGGCCUUGAGAUUAUCAGUAAAGUGUAUUAUAGUACAAUUAUACAAAUAGCAUUUGAAGAAAAAAAUAGCACCUCCAAAGAAAAUAACACCUCCAAAGAAAAUAACACACCCAAAGAAAAAACUACAUCUAAAACUGACCUCGUAAUUUUAAUAAGAGACAAUAACGAUAAAGAUACUUUUCGAAUUUGUGUCUGGAAUCUCUCGGAAUGGAAAGAGGACAUCAGUUAUAAAUUGUUUUCGGAAAACUUUACAGAGCAUUGUCAACUUUUGUCCUCAAAUAAUAAAGCUUUA
Messenger RNA from Ambispora gerdemannii, 1425 nucleotides. The record is from the annotation of a GenBank genome assembly. Lineage: Eukaryota; Fungi; Glomeromycota; Glomeromycetes; Archaeosporales; Ambisporaceae.